GCGGUGGCGGUGGCGGUGGCGGUGCGGAGGGCUUGGCUGGGCUGCCGUGGGCACCAAAUGCGAAUGCUGGCGCGAUGAUUGCGCCUGGGCGUAAGUGUCUAAAACUGUGAGCCGAAAGAGAGAGAGAGGAAGCAAGCUGUACUUUGAUAAAUUGAGUUGUUGACCUGAUGGUUUGAUUUGAUUGAUUGUGGUUCAAGUCGUUUUUAACUAACAAUAAUGUGUGACUUGCAUUGUUUUUCAUGUAGCAACAGCAGUGCCGCUGGCAUUCCAGCCGGCAUACGCGGCGGUGGUGCCGGUAGAGCCCCUUAUGGCAGCAACGGCCUCGGCGGCGGCAGUGCAUAGCAUGGCAGUGGCAUCAGCAGUGCCAAUACCUAACGGAAGCGCAGCAGCGGGCACAGCGGCCUUGCCAAUGACAUCGAUCCCAGUGCACCACGAGUCGGCGUCAUUUCUGGGAGUCUACGACAACGUGCGCGGGUACUACUCGCGGCUGACGCCAAUGAACAAAAUGCAGACGUCGAUUGGGCCGACGAUCUCACCCCACCCGCUGAUCCGCGAGGCCAUCUCCAAGGUGCCCAAGGCUGUGCGCGAGCGGUUCUACGGCUGCGGCAUGCCCCUGCCCACGGGCAUAGAUGGCCUGCGUGUGCUGGACUUGGGCUGCGGCGCCGGCCGCGACUGCUACGUGGCAGCGCGGCUGGUGGGGCGGGCGGGCGAGGUCAUCGGCGUCGACAUGACCGACGAGCAGCUGCGCGUGGCCAGCGAGUUCGUGCCCGAGUACGCGCGCACCCUCGGGUACCAGCCGCACCUGCGGUUCGUCAAGGGGUACAUUGAGUUUCUGAGCCAGCUGCCCGAGCUGCACACCGGGUCCAUCGACCUAUGCAUCUCCAACAACGCCGUCAACCUGUCGCCCAACAAGGAGCUGGUCCUGCGCAGCGUCUUUGAGAUCCUCAAGGAGGGCGGCGAGUUCCAGUUCAGCGACAUCUACGCCGACCGCCGGCUGCCCAACCACGUGCGCACCCACCCUGUGCUUAUGGGCGAGUGCCUCGGCGGCGCGCUCUACACAGAGGACUUCAAGCGGUUGUGUCAGCGCGUCGGCUUCGUUGACGCGCGGCAGGUCAGCCCGCCGGCCAUCGUGCGCAUCGAGGCGCCGGAGCUGCGCGACCUGGUCGGCGCCACGCAGUUCUACAGCAUCACCUUCCGGCUGUUCAAGUUUGCGCGGCCAGCGUCGGUGCUCGAGCCGACACCCGAGGAUUACGGUCAGGUGGCUGUCUACCGCGGCACCAUUGACGGCCAGCGCGCGCGCACGCGCUUCGAUAACCGCUGGGCCUUUGAGGCGAACCGCCCGGUGCUGGUCGACGGCAACACGGCGGUGAUGCUGGGCGAGUCUUGGCUGCGGCGGCAUUUUGAAGUGCGCGGCGACCGGUCGUUGCAUUUUGGAGGGUUCACGGCGAGCCCGCCGGCUGUGCAGUACGAGCCGUGGGAGCUGGAUCAUGAGCUGGAGGAGGAGGAGCCGCAGUCUGGCGAUCGGCUGCCGCGCAGGCGCGGGAUCCUCCCCCUGCCCACGCCGUACUUCAUCAACGGGCUGCGCCAGCAGCAGCAGCAGCAGGACAAGCAGUCGGCCGUGCAGGCGCUGCAUGACCAGCCGCCGUCGCAGGCCGCCUCUCGCCGGGCAUCGCCCAACUACGACGCCGCGAUGCCGCCGCCAACGGAGCAGCAGCAGCGCAACAGCGCCAUGCGCGACCACCAGACGACGUUUCCGCGGCUGUCGUCGUUCUCCAUCAGCCAGAGCAACGUGCGCGCCGAUGGCGCCAUUGCGCGCUCCACGGCACCGGACUUGCACGCCAAGAGCGCCCAGCAGCAGCAGCAGCCGCCGCGCUUUAUCCUGCCGGUCAACCGCCUGUCCUCUUCUGCGUAUAGGCCAGCAGAGUCGGCGCCGCCGCGCUUUGCGUCCCACCAGCAGCAGCAGCCGGGCCUGGCCAAUGGCGUGGCUCUGUCUCCGCAUGCGCAGUCAAUCGGAAGUCCCGUGUCCGCAGGCAUGUCGGCGGGCGCACGGUCGGUGCAUUCAGUGCAGUCGCCGGUGUUCUCCAUGCCGUCCUCUGUGCGGUCGCCUGUGACAGCAUCCAUGGUGUCCGGAUUGUCGGUUUCGGCAUCGCCACGCCAGCAUUCGCCGGCAUCAGUGGCCACCGCUGCGUCAACCAACUGAUAUGGCCUGCUAAUUUGUAUUUAUUUUUCUCUCUCUCAUUAAGCAACUUUUAUAUCAAUUAAUGCGCACGUAUACACACUACAAAAAACAUAAUAGGCCCCGAAAGAGCUUACAACAUUCUUUGUGACACAAAGGCAACGAACGC
Messenger RNA from Kickxella alabastrina, 2345 nucleotides. RefSeq names its product S-adenosyl-L-methionine-dependent methyltransferase. The record is from RefSeq and is a predicted model, not a curated record. NCBI's taxonomy places the organism in Eukaryota, Fungi, Kickxellomycota, Kickxellomycetes, Kickxellales, Kickxellaceae. Bases 308 to 2200 code for a protein of 630 amino acids. The transcript has a single exon. Gene Ontology annotation, molecular function: methyltransferase activity.